Messenger RNA from Anoplopoma fimbria (sablefish), 1866 nucleotides. Its product is annotated as nuclear autoantigenic sperm protein-like. Gene Ontology annotation, biological process: DNA replication-dependent chromatin assembly; CENP-A containing chromatin assembly. The transcript is spliced from 14 exons. The record is from RefSeq and is a predicted model, not a curated record. NCBI's taxonomy places the organism in Eukaryota, Metazoa, Chordata, Actinopteri, Perciformes, Anoplopomatidae. The coding region runs from base 144 to 1577 and encodes 477 amino acids. Gene Ontology annotation, cellular component: nucleoplasm. Gene Ontology annotation, molecular function: histone binding.
GGAAAAGGCCGGAGUAUUUCGCGCCAAAUUGAAACAACGGGGUAGUCACUCUGAGCGCCAGGAGGGACGAGCAGCCGAGACACAAAGCGACCUGCACCGCUUUUACCGUUUCGCCUGCUAUCUCUCGGACCAGUUCAGCCAACAUGGAGGAGGCCAACAAGCUCAUCGGCACGGGCAAGAAGCACCUGGUGAUGGGGAAGGUGGUGGAGGCGGUGGGCGCCCUGCAGGAGGCCUGCGGCAUGCUAGCUCAGAAGUAUGGCGACACAGCAGACGAGUGUGGAGAGGCUUUCUUCUGGUGUGGUAAAGCGCUGCUGGAUUUGGCACGGAUGGAGAACUCGGUCCUGGGUAAUGCUCUGGAAGGAGUACCAGAAGAGGAGGAUGAAGAAAAACCCAAAGACUCAAACGUUGACAGCACAGAGAACUUUGACGAGAAGACCAGAGAUGAGCUGAGGGUGCAGGUGUAUGACGCCAUGGCAGAGAAGAAAAAUGAAGACGCCAAAGGGGAGCAGAGCAAAGACGAAGAGAAGAAAGGGGACGCAGUAAAGGCUGAGGCUGCUGAUGAGAAAGAGAACCCUGCAAAGGAAGGGAACGAUGAGGACAAAAACAGCAAAUGUAAUAAAAGUGAAGACAAGGAAGCUGAGAAAAAAUCAGGAGAUAAGGAGGAGGAAGCAGAAGAUGGGGAGGAGGAAGACUGUGAUGAUGCAGAAAUGGAGGCUGAUUCAGAAGAGCAAGGCGAAGAAGAUGGUGCUGCUGAAAAGGACAGUGACGAGGAGGAGGAGGUGGGGAACCUGCAGCUCGCCUGGGAGAUGUUGGAAGUAGCCAAAGUCAUCUACAAAAGGAAAGAGACUAAAGAGGAUCAACUCAUGGCAGCCCAGGCUCACUUGAAACUGGGUGAAGUUUCUUCUGAAUCAGGAAAUUACACUCAGGCGUUGGAGGAUUUCCAGGAGUGUCUGAAGCUGCAGGUGAAGCACCUGGACUCAGACAGCCGCCUGCUGGCUGAGACCCACUACCAGCUCGGUCUGACCUGCAGCUUGGAUGUCCAGUUCGGUCGGGCCAUCGAGGAGCUGAAGAGCUCCAUCUCUGUCAUAAAGAGCAGACUGGAGAAACUGAAGGAGCUGCUGGACAAGGCUGAGGGUCCGGACGCUCUGCCAGAAGAGAGGAAGGAGAUGGAGGAGCUGAAGGCUCUGCUGCCAGAGAUCCAGGAGAAGGUGGAGGACGCCACAGAGGGCCUGAAGAUGACGAGCGCGGCUGCUGAGGCUGUGAAGGGUUCACUGGAUGGAGGCUCCACUUCCUCUGCAUUCCCCGCCUCCACUACGCAGAACGGCGACUCCUCAUCCAGCUCAAAGUUUACCGGCGUGUCAACCAACGGAGUCAGCUCUACCAACGGACACGCCUCCAAAGCUCCAGUCUCAAAUAUCUCCCACCUGGUCAGGAAGAAGAGGAAACCAGAGGAGAGUCCGGUGAAGGAGGGCGUGAUGAAGAAGGUGAAGCAGAAUGAUGGAGAGUCUAACGCUGUUCAAAAAGCCAAGGGAAACACUAAUGGACACGCUGACAGUACUGAAGUCAAGAGUCAGUGAACAUGGACUCUUUGCCUCCACCCAAGAAGAGAUCCACCAACAUGAAGAGCUCUUACUGUCGCUACACUCGUUUGCUGCUGUAAAUAUGUGAAUCUUUUUCGAUACCUGUUGUGAUGUCAUUGUUUGUUCACAUAUGUGACCUUUAAAGUUCAAUAAAGAAUAUAAUUUGAUAAACCUUGUUUGAUCAUACUCUGCUUUUGACGUUAUUCCCUGAAUGAGUUGGUCUUUCUGUCAGGGCAUCUCGUAUAAUUAAGCUGCUCAACCUGUUCCCUGUUUUCUGCUUCUCACU